This is a messenger RNA of Aspergillus ibericus CBS 121593, 2856 nucleotides long. Its product is annotated as coatomer subunit beta'. Gene Ontology annotation, biological process: retrograde vesicle-mediated transport, Golgi to endoplasmic reticulum; intra-Golgi vesicle-mediated transport; endoplasmic reticulum to Golgi vesicle-mediated transport. NCBI's taxonomy places the organism in Eukaryota, Fungi, Ascomycota, Eurotiomycetes, Eurotiales, Aspergillaceae. Gene Ontology annotation, molecular function: protein binding; structural molecule activity. The record is from RefSeq and is a predicted model, not a curated record. The coding region runs from base 159 to 2741 and encodes 860 amino acids. The transcript has 6 exons. Gene Ontology annotation, cellular component: COPI vesicle coat.
GGGGAAUUUCAUUCUUCUUUCUGUUCUCUCGUCCAGCUUCUCCUCAGGAGCUUAUCCAUACACGGGUGGCUGUUUGAGCGGCUCGUGGCCUGGUUUCCCCUCCUUACAGCCCGUUCUCCGACGCCGCACAUAGUCGCGACUCUCCUUCCCCACACAACAUGAAAUUGGAUGUCAAGAGACAGCUGUUCGCCCGCUCGGAGCGGGUGAAGGGCAUUGAUUUCCAUCCCACAGAGCCAUGGAUCCUUACGACGUUAUACAGCGGUCAUGUAUACAUCUGGUCUUAUGAAACCCAGUCUAUUAUCAAAACCUUCGAACUCACUGAUGUCCCUGUACGAGCCGGUCGUUUUAUCGCUCGCAAAAACUGGAUCGUCUGCGGAUCCGAUGACUUCCAACUUCGCGUUUACAAUUACAAUACCUCCGAGAAGAUUGCUUCAUUCGAGGCUCACCCGGAUUACAUCCGUUCAAUCGCAGUGCAUCCCACUCAACCCUUCGUUCUUACCGCAUCCGAUGACAUGACAAUCAAGCUCUGGGACUGGGAGAGGGGCUGGAAAUGUGUCCAGGUAUACGAAGGCCAUAGCCACUAUGUGAUGGGACUGUCGAUCAACCCCAAAGAUACGAACACUUUCGCAUCCGCUUGCUUGGACCGCACUGUCAAGAUCUGGAGCCUUGGCUCGCCGCAUGCCAACUUCACCCUGGAGGCCCAUGAAACCAAAGGCGUGAACCAUGUGGAUUACUACCCCCAGGCGGAUAAGCCAUACCUCCUCACGACAUCGGAUGAUAGGACUGUUAAGAUCUGGGAUUACACGACGAAGGCGCUCAUUGCAACCCUGGAAGGACACACGAGUAACGUUUCGUUCGCCUGUUACCACCCGGAAUUGCCGGUCAUCAUUUCUGGAUCGGAGGACGGAACCAUUAAGAUCUGGCAUGCGAAUACAUAUCGGUUGGAGCAGUCGCUAAGCUAUGGCUUGGAACGGGCCUGGUGUAUCGCCUACCAGCGCGGCAGGCAGGGAGUUGCGAUGGGUUUCGACGAUGGUGCGGUGGUUGUGAAGAUGGGCCGAGAGGAGCCGGCCGUUUCAAUGGACGGAUCAGGAAAGGUUAUUUGGGCCAGGCAUAACGAGGUUGUCUCUACUGUCAUCAAGGGCGGUGAUGCCAGCAUCAAGGAUGGGGCUCCACUGUCUUUGCCCACGAAGGAAUUGGGAUCAUGCGAGGUCUACCCUCAGACGUUGUCUCACUCCCCCAAUGGACGUUUCGUUUCGGUGUGUGGUGAUGGUGAGUACAUUAUCUACACUGCUCUUGCCUGGAGAAACAAGGCCUUUGGACAGGCGUUGGACUUCGCCUGGGGUUCCAAGGACAACAGCAACGACUACGCCAUUCGGGAGUCCACCACCAGCGUUAAGAUCUUCAAGAACUUCAAGGAAGUGAGUGGUGGCCUGGACGUUGGCUUCCAAGCCGAGGGCCUCACCGAUGGUGUGCUUCUUGGUGUUAAGGGACAAGGAGGUAUCGGCAUGUUCGACUGGGAGACAGGUAAUCUGGUCCGACGCAUUGAAGUCGACCCAAAGGCUGUCUACUGGUCCGAGUCCGGCGAGCUGGUGACCCUCGCUUGUGAGGAUACUUUCUACGUUCUUCGGUUCUCCCGGGAGAACUACAUCAAUGGUCUCAACGCUGGCGAGGCCGAUGAAGAUGGUGUGGAGUCUGCUUUCGAAGUUGUCACCGACAUCAACGAGUCUGUUCGCACAGGUCAAUGGGUUGGAGACUGCUUCAUCUACACGAACUCGACAAACCGCCUGAACUACCUGGUCGGUGACCAGACCUACACCAUUUCCCACUUUGACCAGGGGAUGUACGUCUUGGGCUACCUGCCCCGCGAUGGUAGGGUCUAUCUGGCCGACAAGGACGUCAACGUCGUGUCUUUCGGCCUUUCCCUCAGCAUGGUCGAAUACCAGACCGUGGUGCUGCGUGGCGACAUGGACAUGGCGGCUGAGCUGCUCAAGGAUGUCCCCCAGGACCAGAUGAACAAGGUUGCGCGAUUCCUCGAAGGCCAGGGCUAUAAGGAGAUGGCCCUCGAAGUGGCGACUGACCAGGAACACCGGUUCGAGCUGGCACUCGGGCUCAACAACCUCGACAUCGCCCUGGAGAUUGCCCGCGAAGCCAAUGUCGAGCACAAGUGGAAGACUGUCGGAGAUGCUGCCCUGGCAGGAUGGAACCUGGCUCUGGCCCAGGAAUGCUUCACCAACGCCAAGGAUGUUGGCUCGCUCCUCCUUCUGCAGACCGCCAGCGGCAACAAGGAUGGUCUGCGCCAGCUGGCCGAGCAAGCCUCGGAAGCGGGUCUCCACAACGUCGCCUUUUCCACCUUCUGGUCCAUGGGCGAUGUCGACGGCUGCAUCGAUCUCCUGGUGCGUACGAACCGCCUGGCGGAAUCUGUUCUCUUCGCACAGACCUACAAGCCUUCUCGCGCCCCUGCGCUCGUCGCACAAUGGAAGGAGUCUCUAGAGGGCUCCGGAAAGACCAAGAUCGCCCGUCUCAUUGGUAUUCCGCCGGGCUGCCCUGACGUCGCCGCGGAUGAUGACCUCUUCCCAGAGUGGGAUGAGUAUAUCCGUCUCGAGAAGGAAGGAGUGACGAUUCCAGAGCCCCCGUCAUCAGAGUCUCUGAUUGACGUGAACGCAGACGAGGAAGAUGAGUCGGCAGCCAAUGGCGACGAGCCUGAGGAGGAAGCCGAGGAAGCCGAGGAAGCCGACGCAUGAUAUGAUAAUGUGAUCAAGGGGGAAAAGCUGACGUGAUGUGAUUGAAAUGGUGGCUUUCAUUAAUUCUGCAGUGGAGAGGAAAAUCAUUUCGUGUAUUGUUGGCACGCCUACCAAC